AUGGAGUUGAUCGAGACUGAAAGUGCUCGGCAUGUUACGUUCUCCAAGCGCCGAUCUGGCCUCUUCAAGAAGGCCAGUGAACUCUGCACCAUGUGUGCCGUUGAAGUUGCCAUUAUCAUCUUCUCCAUUGGAGGGAAGGCAUUUUCAUUUGGCCACCCUAAUGUCCACUCUGUGUUUAACAGGCUUCGUUUUUCUGAGAACCCAGAUGCCAGCACCAGCUCUAAUGACGCUGCAGGACAAGAUCCAAUUCUGCAUGAUCUUAACAAAACCCACUCUGAUCUUAUUGAAGAUGUGGGGCUUGUGAAGAAACUAGGGAAGAAGAUGAGGAGGGCAAUAAUGGAGAAACCGAAGCCUGACUGGUUUUAUGCACCAAGGGAGAGCCUUAGCAUGGAGGUUCUAUACGAGAUGAAGAAGGCUCUAGAAGACGUACAAGAGAAUGUGCGUAGAGACAAGGAAAGGCUUCUAGCGCAGGCUUAA
Messenger RNA from Prunus armeniaca (apricot), 477 nucleotides. The record is from the annotation of a GenBank genome assembly. NCBI's taxonomy places the organism in Eukaryota, Viridiplantae, Streptophyta, Magnoliopsida, Rosales, Rosaceae.